CGCCGCUGCGGCGUUCAGUCUGGAUCGCUCGGUGGCCGGGUGUAGUUGUGUGCGUGGCGCCCGCUCGGUUAGUGUGUAGGUGCUUUGUUGGUAGUAGGUAGUCUGCAGCAUGGAGAAUCAAGAUUCGAUCGGGUCGCCGUCCGAGCUGCCAAACGACCCCGGGAAAAUGUUCAUCGGCGGGCUUAGCUGGCAGACUACUCCCGAGGGUUUGAGGGAGUACUUCUGUCGCUACGGCGACGUCAACGAGGUGAUGGUCAUGAAGGACCCGACCACCAGACGAUCCCGGGGCUUUGGCUUUGUCACCUACAGCGAUCCAGCUAGCGUAGACAAAGUAUUAGCGAGCGGCUCACACGAACUAGACGGCAAAAAG
Molecule: messenger RNA, 370 nt
Organism: Pollicipes pollicipes
Lineage: Eukaryota; Metazoa; Arthropoda; Thecostraca; Pollicipedomorpha; Pollicipedidae
Product: RNA-binding protein Musashi homolog Rbp6
Exons: 4
Biological process (GO): regulation of translation
Cellular component (GO): cytoplasm
Molecular function (GO): mRNA binding
Source: RefSeq, a predicted model, not a curated record